Messenger RNA from Lepus europaeus (European hare), 1719 nucleotides. Its product is annotated as multidrug and toxin extrusion protein 2-like. Gene Ontology annotation, cellular component: membrane. The transcript has 17 exons. Gene Ontology annotation, biological process: xenobiotic detoxification by transmembrane export across the plasma membrane. The record is from RefSeq and is a predicted model, not a curated record. Gene Ontology annotation, molecular function: xenobiotic transmembrane transporter activity; antiporter activity. The coding region runs from base 1 to 1719 and encodes 572 amino acids. NCBI's taxonomy places the organism in Eukaryota, Metazoa, Chordata, Mammalia, Lagomorpha, Leporidae.
AUGGAGCCCCUUCCCCGCGCCGGCGGGAAGCCCCUCGCGCCCGCCGCCGCGCACCAGCCCCGCGAGGUGCCGGGCGCCCCCGGCGGGCGCGGUGCGCUGUCCCCGCACCUGCGGCGGGAGGCGGCGGCGCUGGCGGCGCUGGCGGGCCCGGUGUUCCUUGCCCAGUUGAUGAUCUUCCUGAUCAGCCUGGUCAGCUCCAUGUUCUGCGGACACCUGGGCCAAGUGGAGCUGGACGCCGUCACCCUCGCCGUCUCGGUUGUGAAUGUCACUGGGAUUUCAGUUGGGACGGGCUUAGCCUCUGCUUGCGACACGCUCAUGUCUCAGUCCUUCGGCGGGAAGAACCUGAAGCGUGUGGGGGUCAUUCUGCAGAGAGGGAUCCUCAUCUUGAUGCUGUGUUGCUUUCCCUGCUGGGCCAUCUUCAUCAAUACUGAGCGCCUCCUCCUGCUCUUAAAACAAGACCCCGAGGUCGCCAGGAUAGCCCAAGUCUACGUGAUGAUUUUUAUUCCUGCCCUUCCUGCAGCCUUCCUGUUCCAGCUGCAGAUGAGAUAUUUACAAAGUCAGGGCGUCAUCAUGCCCCAAGUCAUUACCGGGAUUGCCGCGAAUGUUCUCAACGUGGGCAUGAAUGUCCUCCUGCUGUACGCCCUGCGCCUCGGAGUGGUGGGUUCUGCCUGGGCGAACACCACCUCCCAGUUCUUCCAGUCUGCCCUCCUUUUCCUCUAUGUGUGGUGGAAAAGAAUCCACGUCGACACCUGGGGAGGUUGGACCGUGGACUGCUUGCAGGAGUGGGGCUCAUACACCCGUCUGGCCAUUCCCAGCUUGUUCAUGGUGUGCAUCGAGUGGUGGAGCUUUGAGAUCGGCACUUUCCUUGCAGGGCUGAUCAACGUCACAGAGCUUGGGGCCCAAGCCAUCGUUUACGAACUGGCCUCUGUAGCCUACAUGGUGCCCCUCGGCUUCGGGGUGGCAGCCAGCGUCCGUGUGGGCAACGCCCUGGGAGCUGGGAGCGCUGAGCAGGCCCAGUGCUCCUGCACUGCCGCUCUCCUGUGUGCCGGCAUCUGCGCGCUUGUGGUGGGCGUCCUGCUCACAGCUCUGAAGGAUGUGGUCGCCUACGUCUUCACCAGUGACAAAGAUAUUAUUUCCCUGGUGAGCCAAGUGAUGCCCGUGUUUGCUCCCUUUCAUCUAUUUGAUGCAUUGGCAGGCACUUCCGGAGGGGUCCUGAGAGGCAUGGGUAAACAAAAGAUUGGUGCUCUCUUGAAUGGCAUCGGGUACUAUGCUUUUGGAUUUCCCACUGGAGUAUCUCUGAUGUUUGCUGCCAAACUUGGGAUAAUAGGCCUCUGGUCGGGCUUGAUCCUCUGUGUCUUCUUUCAAGCCCUUUUCUACCUGGUGUACGUUUGGAGGACAAACUGGACAAGAGCUGCAGAGCAGGCGCAGGUUCGAGCUGGGCUAAAAGGGAGUAAAGAGACCGUCCCUCCCCCUACAGUUCUACCAAUGCUGGAGAGAGAAGUGCCCGGUGGAGUGAUCUUGCCUGAUAUCAUCGGACCGGAGAGCCAGACGGCCCAGCUGGUGGUUCUAGAAGAAGGCGGCACGCAGUACGCGGUGCCCACCGUCGGGCACGUCUUGACAACGAGGCAGCUGAUUUUCUACCGCGGAGCGGCUUUAGCGGCUGCUCUUGCUGUCUUUUUGGCCGGAAUUCUAAUAAGAGUUUUCGGGGACCGUGGUUAA